Messenger RNA from Anopheles cruzii, 2472 nucleotides. RefSeq lists its product as uncharacterized. Gene Ontology annotation, biological process: protein targeting to lysosome; early endosome to late endosome transport; endosome to lysosome transport. Lineage: Eukaryota; Metazoa; Arthropoda; Insecta; Diptera; Culicidae. Gene Ontology annotation, molecular function: phosphatidylinositol binding. The coding region runs from base 898 to 2259 and encodes 453 amino acids. The record is from RefSeq and is a predicted model, not a curated record. The transcript has 4 exons. Gene Ontology annotation, cellular component: extrinsic component of endosome membrane; early endosome; late endosome.
UGUUCCGCCAUUCAAUUGUGGUGUGCGUAGCGGCAUCGGCACCAGCAGGCAACAACUCCUCAACUCAAAGUGAAAACGUAGCGAAUUCACCAUCGCCACCCACCGUGUCUCUUGUUAGCCUGAAGUCACUCUCUUGUCUCUUGUGGCCAUGGUCGCUGCGCGUUUUCCUUAAGAUUUCGAUAUCCACGACGACAGUCUCCGGGCUUCGGUGGCCAUUCCAAUCUGUAAUUACAGACUACCGAAAAGUGUAUUUGGUAUUUCCUAGUGCCGGAAGGGCAUAUCUCAAAAGCCCUAACGUGGUUUCUUUAAGACACGGAAGCGUUACAGUAAUUCACAACCUUCCAGAAACCAAGCGUUGAUUGUGGUAUUGAAUGAAACAUUCGCUUUCCACGACGUGUUUUGUGAAAUUCAACAACAACUGUGAAACGCAGAGAAAACGACAAACCAUCCGCGCGAGCAGAGAGGAGGGACGGUGCGAAGAAAACCAGCGACUUUCGCCUUUUGGUGUGACGGAGGCUAAGCUUUCUUGCUUGUUGCGGGCCUUUGUUAUUAUACACAACGCCCGUUCCAUCGUGUAACACACCGGACCAGAGUAUUAUUAUUUCGCUUUCGCUGCACGAAACCUACUCCUAGUCCGUUUAAUCCCGCGCAGGGUUGCUAAUAGGCAGUAUCGCGUUUGUUGUGAAACGGUGUGCAUCCCUGCGAAAGAACACUUCCUCGAAAACACAGUGGUUGCUGCGCAGUGCCAAUAGAGAAACCGCUUAAGUAAACAAUCGCAUCGCAGUGCUCAUCUCUAAGCUCAUCUGUCAACCUGCAUCUCGGUGUGGGACUAAUUUGAUAAACAGCGGCGCAGCAGGCGGCGAUCCGUAUUAGAGCGUGCCAUUUAAUUACAGCGCGAUGUCACUGCGAGCGAUACAGAAGCGGGACAGAGAGAAGCUAUCGUCGUCUCAGCGACAACCGCAGCUUAUCAGCGGCCAACGCACUGGUGUUGGUGGUGCCCCGCUUCUGAUGCCAUACGACGGCACGGCGGCUACUACAACUGCGAGGAUGACAGCUGAGGGCGACACCGAUAUUCACAGCUUUGUUCCUUCGGUUCAAUCGAAUACACAGAAUAAGAAUGCAAAAUGGAAAGGCGCAGCAGUGAGUAAUGCGUUCAUAACCCGUCCAUUACCGUUGGCCAGCGCCAUCAUCCGACGUUGCAGUUCACAUCCGACACUCUUGUCGACAGCACACGGAAGAACUUCGUCACCGUCAUUCGAUCGGACGAAAUGGAAGUUGCGUUCCGUUAAAUCGGAAAGUGAUCUUCAAGCGGCCGGCGAUCGCACAGAGAACACUGUUCCAGGCACAGCAGCACAGAUUCCACAAAGUGGCAGUAGCAGCUUCAGCACCAGCAAUUUUUAUCUCGGUGCAAAAUCGGAAGUGUGCUUGAAAACGCUGGCCGUGAAAAAUACUCUGCCAUACAUGAGCACAAGUUUGAUGAUGCAGCAACCCCAGCAGCAGCAUCAACACCAGCAUCAGAACCAAGGGAAAAUUGGCCAUGGCGCUGGGGACUCUCGAGCAACGAUAACGCCACCAUCGAAACGGCUCUAUGAAAGUCGGCGGACCUCCGAGCUGUCGGCAAGCGAUUUCGGUGCGAACAAAUCGAAUAAUGUCAGAAUCGCGGCGGCGGCGGCGCCUGCUGCAAUUCGCAUUCCCAUUGUCGGCUACGAAGUCAUGGAGGAGAGAGCGCGGUUCACGAUAUUUAAAUUGCGCAUAGAAAACAGCAUAUCGCACAGCUGCUGGUUGGUACUUCGGAGGUACACCGACUUUGUGCGUCUCAACAACAAACUGAAGAGUGCCUUCCCACACUGCAAUCUCGUGCUGCCCCGUAAAAAAUGGUUUGGCGACAACUUCAGCACCGGUUUCAUCGACAACCGGAUACAGGGACUGCAAGCGUUCAUCAAUAUCAUUCUCGGAGAUGAUGCCAUGCGCACCUGUCAAGCGGUUCGGGACUUUUUCUGUCUCGACGAACCGCCACCCUCGUACUCGGAGAGCAUGGAAGAAUCCAGGGUCGUCUUCGAGGCACAGGAAGAACGAAUCUCAGAGCUCAGGCAGCAGCUGCAAACCAAAGAAGAUCUCAUACAGACACUGCAGAAAAGAUUGGCCACCGAAACCAAUCGCAACACCAUACUGAGCAACGUGCUAAGGAAUACUGCCGAAAAUUGUGCCAAAUGUGCAAAGUGCAUCGAUCAGCAGUUAAAGGAAUCCGUCUACAAAUAGCAACAGGAUCCUAAAGUGGAUGGCAAUCGCCAGAGGAUUUCUAACAGUUUCAUAUGCAUUACCCUGAUAUUAAUAGUAUAAUAUUAAUAAAUAAUGGCACUUUAGUCCUUUUAAAACAUGUCGUCCUUUGUGUAAACGAUUUUCCCGUUGUUUUACUGUACCCGUUUUCAACAUACCGUAAUCAUCAGUGCCAGCGGUCCUUGGUAGAUGAUG